Molecule: messenger RNA, 507 nt
Organism: Anopheles marshallii
Lineage: Eukaryota; Metazoa; Arthropoda; Insecta; Diptera; Culicidae
Product: chromosome transmission fidelity protein 8 homolog
Exons: 3
Coding region: 1-507 (168 amino acids)
Biological process (GO): mitotic sister chromatid cohesion
Cellular component (GO): Ctf18 RFC-like complex
Source: RefSeq, a predicted model, not a curated record
AUGCCUAUUUAUGUGAGGAAUACUGCCAAAAAUGGCGAAUGUAAUACCAACCUGGAUGAAUGGUGCAUCGUGGAGUUACAGGGUGAUCUCGAUGUGCGUGGCGAUCGCAUAAUGGCUGGCCAGUUUAUCGGCGAUCUGCUCUACAACAAAUUCGGUCAACCGAUUCUCAUCAUAGGACACCACAUACUGCAAGGACGGCUGCAGAAAAUCGACAAACCAUUGCUGGUGGUGGAAAAGUGUGACGUGCAGCGGCGGGGAGAAGGAGGGCAGGAUGAAACGAUGCUGGACAUUAGCCAACUGCCGGUCACCCAGAGCCAGGAGCAGCACGAUCUCGAUUCGACCGCCCAUUCGAUCACUUCCAACCGAACCGUGCUCGAUACGACCGUUGCCAUCGAACACAAGGUGGUGCCGAAGGUGGAGUACCGAGUGAGGGCCGUGGUGCGGAACAAAGUGCUGUUUAAGGCACGUCCCAAACCCAUCAUUGCAAACGUUUCCAAAACAGUCUAA